GCGCCUCGAUUGGAUUGAUUGCGUGGUGGACUUUCAGGUCGAUGGACUAGUGUUAUCGAAGGUGCACCAACAACGCCGCCACCGCCAGCGUGAUGACGCUGGAGGCAGACGUCCUCAGCGUGGUCUUGGAAUUCGUCGACAGUCUUGAAGGUGCUCCGCCCUCAGAAGAAGUGGCGCAUGUUGUUGUGCAGGGGGGAGCAGAGUGCCGAGCAGUGUGCAGAAGCUGGCGCAUCACGGUCGAGAAGACUAUCGGACGGGUCCUGCCGCCGAUGACUCCCGUGUCGCUGGCCGCCCUGCUCGUGCCCGGCAGGCUCCGUGGCGUGCUUCUGUCCUGCCAGUAUCUGGGCCGCGAGUUCCACGAGCACGCCGCAGCCGCCGCGUUCGUUGCGCUCGUGUCGAGAGCCGACGCGGUGGCUCUUCGCCUGCGUGAGGCGGCAGCAGCAACAGCAACAGCAGGAGCAGGAGCAGCAGGCGCACCACGAGGAGUGCCAAGCCAAGGAGUGAUGGCUGAAGAAGCUGCGGGAGGCGAAGGCAUCAUCAACAACAACACGUCCUUUGUGUGCUGCCGGGUCGCCCUGAAGCGGAUCGUGAGAGAAGCCCUAGACAGCCCGGCGUUCUCGUGGUGCAGCACGCUCGGCCUGGAUGACUCAAGGCUGCUGGAGAGUUGCGUAGGAGCUUCCAGCCUCGUCAACGCGAGGUGGUUUUCGGGAUAGCCAAACCUGUUGUUCGUUGUGUCCCUUGCAUGCGCGGCGGAGCGUUUUUUUUUUUUCAA
Messenger RNA from Ectocarpus siliculosus, 772 nucleotides. Lineage: Eukaryota; Phaeophyceae; Ectocarpales; Ectocarpaceae. The record is from the annotation of a GenBank genome assembly.